AUGAAUCUGAGGAUUCAAAGACUAUGGGCUAGAGAAGGGGACGUAAAGGUUAUGGACCUUAGUGAAGAGUAUUUUCUGGUGCGAUUCUCCUCUGAGAAUGACUACAAGUUUGCACUCUAUGAAGGACCUUGGAUGAUAGCUGACCACUACUUGAUGGUCCAGCGAUGGAGGCCUAUGUUUAGAGCUGGUGAAAAUGAAGUCAAGAAGAUUGCGGUCUGGAUUCGUCUGCCUGACUUGCCAGUUGAACUGUUUAAUGACACUUUCCUGUGGAGACUAGGAUCCAUCCUAGGAACCAUGUUGAAAAUCGACUCACAUACUUCUAUCCACACUAGGGGCCGGUUUGCAAGAAUCUGCGUGGAGCUUGAUUUAAGUCAACAGCUAACUCCUACCUUCACUGCCAUGGGAGAAGAGCACCGAUUAGAGUAUGAGGGCCUUCACUUUAUUUGUUUCAGAUGUGGAAGAUAUGGCCAUAAAAUUGAAGGAUGCCGAGAACCAACAGCUAGUGUUCAGAUGUCCCCUACCCUGCAUAUGUCGAUGGGAGCUUCAGACCCCCCUAAGGAAAUCCCAGUGGAUACAGUUGUGCAAGAUGUUGACACCGGAGUAGCAAUGGAAGCUGAGGACCAACAGGCAGCAGUUACCAAGGAAACUGAACCCCCCAAUUGUUUUGGUCCCUGGAUGCUGGUAAAGAAAACUGUGAGGAAAAGAACAGGAAAAUCAAAUGGCAGCAAUCUGCAAAAUCAGAGGGCUGGGUCUAGAUUCAAUGUUCUUGAAGAUAUCACAGAAAAGAAGCAAGACCUAUUUGAGGAAGUUACACCAACAAGUAAGGUUAGUCACCCACCCAGACAGGCCAAAACUGCCCCUGCCCAAACUAAGAAGAACGGGAAAAAUCAACCCAAGCAAGGGUCUUCAAAAACCCCUGGACCAACCAAAACGCCAAAGGAAAACAUCAUCCCCCAGCCCAAGACUCCUCUUGACUCCAAGGUCCCUUCCCCGAGUAUGGUUCUGAAAGAGAGAGCUCUCAUGGAGGAAGUCAGCAGACACCAACAUCGUCUGUGGGAAGAUUUUAAGGCAGGGAAAGGAACAAAUGAUUGGCUUGAGAGCAGUGCCAUAGUUCCUACUGAAGAGGAUCUUCAAUUCAUCCAAGCUAUGCUCAGGAAAAAAGGUGUUGAGAAAGUCAAUCCAGGAGACAAAUGUUUGGAGCUGGUAAAUCAAACUCCUCAAUGCUCUCUGCAACAAGCUGGCAAUGCAUUGCUUGAACAAGAUGCCCCCAUGGGGGAUGCACCUGACUCUUCCUCGUAA
This is a messenger RNA of Lotus japonicus, 1299 nucleotides long. RefSeq lists its product as uncharacterized. The record is from RefSeq and is a predicted model, not a curated record. Gene Ontology annotation, molecular function: nucleic acid binding; zinc ion binding. Bases 1 to 1299 code for a protein of 432 amino acids. NCBI's taxonomy places the organism in Eukaryota, Viridiplantae, Streptophyta, Magnoliopsida, Fabales, Fabaceae. The transcript has a single exon.